AUGGUUUGGUUGUUGUUGUUGUUUAGGAAGCCAGAAUUGACUGACUCUGCCUCUCUGCUAGAGACCUUCAAGUUCCUUGAAAAUGCAGCUGCAGACUUCAGUGAUGAAGAAGAUGAGGAAGAUAUUGAAGGAAGAGAGAAAACAAUCAUUGAUACCGCAACAAUUGUAAGGAAAAGAGUGCUAUCUGACAGUAGUGAAGACAGAGAUACAGAAGAAGCUUUGAAGGAAUUUGACUUUUUGGUUACCUCAGAUGAAGGUGAUGGGGAAUCGAGAAGUUCAGGAGAUGGAACAGACUGGGAAAAGGAAGACCAGUGUCUCAUGCCUGAAGCCUGGAAUGUCGACCAGGGAGUAAUAACCAAACUCAAGGAACAAUACAAAAAGGAGCGCAAGGGGAAAAAGGGGGUGAAGAGAAAAACUGCCGAAGAUAUGUUUCAGCCUCAAUCCUAUAUAAAACAGUCAAAACAGGGAUGUGGGAAAAUGAUGGAGCAAAGCACAGGGCCCAACAGGUCAAAGCUGCAAGAUAUGCUUGCAAACUUGAGAGAUGUUGAUGAUCUCCCUUCAUUACAGCCAUCUGUUGCACCUUCUUCUAGACCCAGUAGCUCAAGGCUGAUUGAACAUGAGAUAAACAGGACAGAUGAAGUGGAAGCUUUAACAUUCCCUCCUUCUUCAGGGAAAUCUUUCAUUAUGGGAACAGACGAAACCCUUGAAAAUGAGCUGGGUCUUGGAGAGUUGGCUGGCCUCACAGUGGCCAAUGAGGCAGAUUCGCUGGCUUAUGAUAUAGGAAACAAUACGGAUGCACUGAGAAAGACUUGGAACCCCAAAUUCACAUUAAGAAGCCACUUUGACGGAAUAAGAGGUUUAGCUUUUCACCCAGUUGAGCCAGUGCUAAUAACAGCUUCAGAGGACCAUACAUUAAAAAUGUGGAAUUUACAAAAAACAGCUCCAGCAAAAAAGAGUGCAUCUCUUGAUGUAGAGCCAAUAUAUACCUUCAGAGCACACAGUGGACCAGUCCUUUGUGUGGUGAUGAGCAGCAAUGGUGAGCAGUGUUACAGUGGAGGAACUGAUGGCCUCAUCCAUGGCUGGAAUACAACAAAUCCAAACAUCGACCCCUACGACUCUUACGAUCCUUCUGUUCUAAGAGGUGCUUUUGUAGGCCAUACUGAUGCAGUGUGGGGUCUGGUUUACAGUGGCACACACCAGCGUUUGCUAUCCUGUUCUGCAGACGGCACUGUACGUUUGUGGAAAGCUACAGAAGUUGCUCCAGCUCUCAGUGUAUUUAAUGAUAAUCAAGAAAUGGGAAUCCCUUCCUCAGUAGAUCUUGUCAGCAGUGACCCAAGCCUCAUGGUAGCAUCAUUUAACACUGGUCACACUAGCAUUUUUAACAUGGAGACACGGCAACGGAUUCUUACCCUGGAGUCUGGAGUAGAUAAUGGUAUGUAUUCAAAACAGAAAAAAAUUGCUAGAUUGAGAUCAAAUGCUGUUAAUAGUCUUUUCAGUGUUUUCAAGCAAUUAGGCAAAUGGUGUAUCUUAGUAACUUGCAUCAUGUAUUAUGUUAAACCUUGUGUUUUAAGAUGUAGGAGUAAGUUGUUAUUACUAUACUAAAGCAAGAGGCUAUUU
Messenger RNA from Meleagris gallopavo (turkey), 1617 nucleotides. NCBI's taxonomy places the organism in Eukaryota, Metazoa, Chordata, Aves, Galliformes, Phasianidae. The record is from RefSeq and is a predicted model, not a curated record.